Molecule: messenger RNA, 585 nt
Organism: Lathyrus sativus (Indian pea)
Lineage: Eukaryota; Viridiplantae; Streptophyta; Magnoliopsida; Fabales; Fabaceae
Source: the annotation of a GenBank genome assembly
AUGGAUUCCUAUGAAGAAUGCCGCGGUCCCCCAAGACUGUUCCUUCUGAAUAAGUUUGAUGUGGCUGGGGCUAGGGCAUGUCUGAAGCGUUAUAUUGAUCCAUCAUUCUUUAAAAUGGAGUCAGCUUCAUCUGUAAGAGCCACUGUACAAGUCCACAGGGAAAGAAGAAUUCGUAAAGUCAAGAAGAAAGGAGCACGGCUAAGGGACGAUGAAACUCCUAAUGUUGUACCAACACAUUCAAAAUUACACCAACUGCUUCUUGAGGAAUGUAUUGAGAAUGGUUAUAGUAAUCCAGCUCGCCUAGUGAAGCUGAAGAAAAGACAAUUGAAUGGACCUGCUGUUGAAGCAAAAUCUGGGAAAAGUUACAUGGAGAAAUUUCUAGAAACUCCCUCGCCUGAUCCGAAAAUGAUUUAUGAAACUUCAAUCUUUCCGCUGCCAGUGAAACCGACACCAGAUGAUUCUAGCGAAGCAGGGAUUAAAAUUCUUGAAAUCAAUAGCAUUAAAAAGUCGAUUGGAGAUGAAAAGUCUGAUGAAACAAAGAGGACCACACCAACAAAGAGGACCACGCCAAAGAAGAAACUCUAA